GCCGCGCUGAUCGUUACCACGGAAUCUUGGCGCAAAUCUUUCGUUUGCACAAUCCUUCCAGCACGAAGAUGCCAAAUUGCCAAUGUUGCUGGUACAGCUAGUUUUUCGGCAGAAUUGGAGCGGGGCUAGCGUGAUGCCAAUGCCAAUAUAUGGGACAUUUGCAUACGGGAUCACAACAUCGCCGAGUCUUGCCCAAUCCUGUCAAUCAACCCCAUGGCCAGUUAUGUAAGUACAAGUUUGACUCUCAGCUGGUCUCCCUCCUAGCUUUCGUCAUAUUGAUGCAGGACACCACACGAUUAGCCCUAACCUAGCCAUGGGCGCUGGUGUCAUUGUACGUAGAACCUUUUUAUCCACGUGUUAAAACCCUUCAGACUUUGUCGGGAACGAGUUACUUCCAGCCCGAUUCCACGAGCGCUUGGUAUGUACCCGUGAUGAGAUAAAUACUCAUCCAUUCCAUUCUUUCUUGGUCAUUUCUUCUGCACAUCAUGAAUUGUCUCUUGUUGGCUACGUUUUUGGCCGUUCUCGUGCUGCCCAGUUUAGUUCGUUGCACGACACAGCAGGCCUUUCAACAUCUUCCAUCUGUGCCAAUCGUGAAGUUAGAUGAUGCGUUAUUCACCGGCACGUUCAUUGGCGAUGCGGCGCAAUUCUUAGGCAUUCCCUUCGCUAAACCCCCUAUCGGGAGCCUUCGCUUCCAGGUCCCUCAACCAGUGCCUUCUUAUGAGGGUUCACAUACUGCAGUAGCCCAUGGUCCCGCCUGCCCCCAACAGAAGUUACCAAUACGAAGAGGGAUAGGCCGAGUCAUCACUGAAUCAAGCGAAGAUUGUCUUACGCUCAAUGUAUUCACGCCUACCGUCAUACUCCCUGGAUCAAAAUUGCCGGUAGUCGUGUAUAUAUUCGGUGGUGGUUUUGAAACCGGGAGUAGUCAAUCAGAGUUCGGUAAUAUCACAGUCCACAAGUCAUUGAAAAUGCACGAACCAGUUAUCUACGUUAGCAUGAACUAUCGUGUAGCUUGGGGAUUCCUAGCGAGCAAAGAAGUCAAGCAGGCUGGGACCGGAAACUUAGGCCUCCGAGAUCAGCGACUUGCACUUCACUGGGUCCAAAAAUACAUUAGCUCGUUUGGUGGAGAUCCAGCAAAGGUGACUAUAUGGGGCGAAAGUGCCGGAGCGAUAUCUGUUGCUCUCCAGAUGCUCGCUUAUGAUGGUAACAAUGACGGUCUCUUCCGCGCGGCAUUUAUGCAGUCAGGGUCCCCGACACCUAUGGGUGAUAUCACCAAUGGUCAACGGUAUUAUGACUUUCUUGUUGAUACAACAGGUUGCAAUGAGGCAAUCGAUACAUUGGAAUGCUUGCGAGCAGUACCUCAGGAAAUUCUGCAAGCCGCUGUGGAUAAAACACCGUCUAUGUUUUCUUACCAGUCACUUGAUUUGGUUUGGAUGCCAAGGGCAGAUGGAAUAUUUUUGACGGACAACUUCCAGCGCCUCGUCCAACAGGGGAAAAUUGCAAAUGUACCUUUUAUCACAGGUGACUGCGAUGAUGAGGGGACAGCUUUCGCAUUCAGUACUACUAACAUCACGACAAGUGAGGAAUUUCAUGAAUAUUUGAAAGCGUAUUGGGCACGCAAUGCAACAGACGAGGAGAUCGAUAGAAUCCUGCUCAUGUAUCCUCAAGAUCCAACAGCAGGAUCUCCGUUUGGAACUGGAACUCGUGACCAGCUGACCCCGCAGUUCAAGCGCAUAGCUGCUUUUCAGGGAGAUGCCGUCUUCCAAGCUCCGAGGCGGUUCCUUAUAUAUGAGCGGUCGGGGAAACAAAAGAUAUGGACCUAUCUCAGCAAGGGUCUCAAGGUAGUUCCGUUUCUAGGCGCGUAUCACAGCUCCGACUUCGUUUACGAGAAGUGGGGUAUGCAAGGGAGCUUGUUGCAUCUCUUGAUCCAUUUUGCAGCACACCUCGACCCUAAUUGGAUUCCUAAUAGUGUUUUCUGGCCGGAAUACACUGUUGAAUCGAAGGAUAUGUUGAUGUUGGGGGAAUGGCCUUGGUCUGCACCCACUAUUAUUCAGGACACGUACAGAAAGGAGUCGAUGGAGUACUUGAUAAAUUUUACUCUGACUUACCCUCUGUAGUACUCGUAUGUUUGACAGUGCCUCACGUGUACAGUAUCAUAUGUGUAGUCCUAUGUGACUAGCACUAUCAUCAAGGUGCAGGUUGCACAUUUCUCAUGGCGACUUGUAUGAUGUGUGUGGGGUCGAAGCUAUUGAAGACAC
Suillus plorans is the source of this 2255-nucleotide messenger RNA. RefSeq names its product alpha beta-hydrolase. The transcript has 13 exons. The record is from RefSeq and is a predicted model, not a curated record. The coding region runs from base 486 to 2114 and encodes 542 amino acids. NCBI's taxonomy places the organism in Eukaryota, Fungi, Basidiomycota, Agaricomycetes, Boletales, Suillaceae.